AUGAUUUCGUUCAAACAUCACGCCCUCUACUGGGUCUUGUCACUCUUGACAGUCCCUCUAACCAGCAUCCGGAAGCUUCUCUUCGGCCAUGAACUCUUUAUGGGCGCCAUUGACGAGGUCGAAUUCGCGACUGUGUGCCUCUCCUUGUAUUCUAUUGCUCGCCCUGUGUUAAACAUAUUUCAAAACUCUCGUCGAGAAGUAGAAGUUGGCGUGACCAAGUGCAGUGGUCUUGUCAAGGCGGCUGAUCUCGAAAAGCCCGUCGAGGAGAUUAGCAUCACGAAAGAACCUGAAUCCAGAAACGGCAACGCGAAAGGACCAAAGCCCAAAAAGGGGCGGAAGAAACCCGCCAAAAAUGCCAAUGGCAAGCCUCGAGCAGUUCAGUCUCAGAAGAAAGAAGCCCAAAAUGGGGAUGCGAAGCUGUCGAACGGGAAUGGAGCUCUUCAGAACAUAGCGGCGGCACAACGACUCCGGAAGAAAUCCACUGGUCGACUGCAGUCAUUCUUCAACUGGACUUGGAAGUAUCUUGAUUUCUUGUAUUUUUUGUCUCUAGGGAUUUUUUUCACUCACACAGAGCCUCUCAUUGGGUUUCGUCAAUGUGUUGGAAACGAUCACCUCCAGUCAGUUGGUCGCGUACUCGUGAGCUUUCUAGUCAUGGGCACUCUGGAACCAAUCAGACAGAAUUAUUGGCCUUGGUGGCCUGGCAUCUGGUUCGCUGAUAGCCUCAGUGGUCCCGAUAUUUUCAUUCGUGUUUGGCUACUGGUGCCACUCAUUGAUGUCGCUGAGACUGUACUGUACGCUAUUUCCUCCCGAACUCGUCCAGAAUGGUAUAAAAGGAGACUUGAACUUAUGGAAAGGCCUCUUUAG
This is a messenger RNA of Fusarium tjaetaba, 864 nucleotides long. RefSeq lists its product as uncharacterized. NCBI's taxonomy places the organism in Eukaryota, Fungi, Ascomycota, Sordariomycetes, Hypocreales, Nectriaceae. The transcript has 3 exons. The record is from RefSeq and is a predicted model, not a curated record. The coding region runs from base 1 to 864 and encodes 287 amino acids.